Molecule: messenger RNA, 6068 nt
Organism: Caretta caretta (loggerhead turtle)
Lineage: Eukaryota; Metazoa; Chordata; Testudines; Cheloniidae
Source: RefSeq, a predicted model, not a curated record
GGCUGGGAAGCUCAGUGCCAUGUGCUGAUGCUGCCUGUUGCCCCCAGCCCCCCCGUGGUGCCCAGGGCAGCUCUCUGCAGGCAGCCUGGGAGGAACGGAUCAGCAACUCGACUUCCCCUCUAAGCAGCGCGACAAUGUGGUUUAACCUGUGGGUUCCAGCUUCCUGCACUGGGCGGCCCGAGGCAGUGCAGAGUCACAGCUCCCCAGGCCCCACACUGGAGCCCCUGGUGCCCCCGGACACGGGCUCUGAGCCACCACAGGGUCUCCAGCCCCCCACCAUGGAGCCCCGUGUGCGGCGCCGAUUCUCCUUGGUGGACAACAGCCAGCAGAAGUGGACGCCUCGUCUGCGCUCGCUCUCCACGGCCCGCAGCACGGACAGUCUGGAUGGGACAGGGGAUGGGCCGAUCCGCCCCCUGGGGAACACAGCCACCAGCGUCAAGGGGAAAGCCCCCAAGAGGCUGUCCAUCACCCGAGCCCAUUUCCCCAAGCUGGCUGAAUGCGCCCACUUCCACUACGAGGCCGUGGACUUUGGACACAUCCAGCUCCUGCUGGCCUCCGAGCAAGGGGAGGGGCUGCCUGGUACCCUGGGGGACGGGGAGCUGCUCUUCAUCGUCCAGGUCACCUGCCAGGGGAAGACGUGGCCCGUUCACCGCAGCUAUGAGGAGUUCUGCAGGCUGGACGGGCACCUGCACUGCUGCAUCUUCGACCGCCGCUUCUCCCAGCUGCCCGAGCUGCCACCGCCCUGCCAGGCCCGGGAACAGGCUGAGAUGCUGGCCCCAGUCCUGCGGCAGUAUCUGGAGAAGCUCUCUGCCAUUGUGGACAGCAACAUUAACUGCGGGCCCGUCCUCACCUGGAUGGAGAUCGAUAACCAUGGCAACCGGCUGCUGGUGAACGAGGAGGCCUCUAUCAACGUCCCAGCCAUCGCGGCCGCCCAUGUCAUCAAGCGCUACACGGCCCAGGCCCCUGAUGAGCUGUCCUUCGAGGUCGGGGACAUUGUGUCAGUAAUCGACAUGCCCCCCAAGGAGGAGAUCAGCUGGUGGCGAGGAAAGCACGGAUUCCAGGUCGGCUUCUUCCCCAGCGAGUGUGUUGAGCUCUUUCCGGACCGCCUGGCGCUAGGGCUCAAAGCAGACACAGACGGGAUGGGCACCAGCAUCCCUGGGGUCCUCACGCCUCAGGGGCCCCUCUCCCCGACGUUGGUUCGUGACACAGUGUGUAAGAAGCACGGGAAGCUCCUCGGUUUCCUUCGCACCUUCAUAAAGUCGCGGCCCAGCAAGCAGCGACUGAAGCAGCGCGGGAUCCUGCGUGAGCGUGUCUUCGGCUGCGACCUGGGGGAGCACCUCCUGAACUCGGGGCACGAUGUUCCCCAGGUCCUGCGCUGCUGCUCAGAGUUCAUCGAGAAGCAUGGCCUGGUGGACGGGAUCUAUCGCCUCUCGGGUGUCGCCUCCAACAUCCAGAAGCUGCGGCACGAGUUCGACAGCGAGCGGGUGCCAGAGCUGGGCCGGGCGACCUACCUGCAGGACAUCCACUGCGUGAGCUCCCUGUGCAAGCUGUACUUCCGCGAGCUGCCCAACCCGCUACUCACCUACCAGCUCUACCACAACUUCGCGGAGGCCAUGGCGGUGCCCAGCGAGGAGGAGCGCCUGGUGCGGGUGCAUGACGUCAUCCAGCAGCUGCCCCCGCCCCACUACAGGACCCUGGAGUUCCUGCUGCGGCACCUGGCACGGGUAGCCACGCACAGCCCAGACACCAGCAUGCACGUCAAGAACCUGGCCAUCGUGUGGGCCCCCAACCUGCUCCGGUCCCUGGAGCUGGAGGCCGUGGGGCUGAGUGGGGCGGAGGCCUUCCACGAGGUGCGGGUCCAGUCCGUUGUGGUCGAGUUCCUGCUCAGCCACGUCCAGGUGCUGUUCAGCGACAAGUUCACCUCCAUCGGCAAGGACAGCGCAGGUCGCUCCUGCCUCCCGCGCCCCAAGUCCCUGCUGGGCAGCUGCCCCUCGACCCGCCUGCUCUCGCUGGAGGAGGCUCAGGCCCGGACGCAGGCCCAGGCCCAGCAUGCGGCCCCUGGCCAGGCCAAAAGCCCUGAGGCCAAGCUUGGACGGGGUCCCCCAGGGAGGCUACCCCUCAUGCUGGACUCGCCCCAUGUCAGGCGCCAGACACGGGGCGGAAGCUGGAAAACCUUCUUGGCCUUGGGCAGGGCACCCGCCAUCAGCCACAAGAGAGUGCAGUGCCCGGGCAGGCAGACAGGACGUCGGGCCGACACCGUCACGCUGCGAUCUGCCAAGAGUGAGGAGUCACUCACGUCCCAGUCCAGCACUGCGGGCCUGCGCAAACUCCACCGCCUGCGGCGCCCACGCUCCAGCAGCGACGCUUUCCCGGCCCUGCCCGGGGCCCCCCCCGGGUCCCCACCAGCCCCCCUCAAGCCCUGCCGUUCCUGCGAGUCGCUGAGCUCCUCGGCCUCCGGUGGCUGCAGCGAGAGCCUGGCCGUGCUGCCGGACUUGGCACCCCAUCGCCGCGCCUCCCUCUGGCUGGAUGACGAGGGCGAGCUGGACUCAGACCUGGAGCUCAGUCCCCCGGGCUUCCUGGAUUUGGACCCACUCCCCUUCCGGCACAGCCCCCCCCGGCGCCCCUCACUCUCCGCCGCCUCCGACUCGGCCCCCAGCCCCGCCCGCCUUCCCUUCGCCUGCAAGGUGGCCCGGGCACUGUCGCCCCGCGGCCCGGAGCCCCCCACAGCCGCCCUGGAGAUCUCUGAGCCCGUGGCCAUCUCGCUGCCAGCCAAGGUGCUGGAGAUGCUGGGGGGGGGUGAGGCCGGGGGUGUGCUGAGGCCCGGACAGCGCCGGGGGACGCGCAGUCCCCCCCACAUGAUCUCCCGACUGCUGCAGGCCGGUGACGGGAUGCUGACUGACAGCUGCCAGCGCGAGGUGCGGCGCAAACUGACCCAAGCUGAGAGCGGAAGCCUGGCCCAGAGUCCUGAGUUGGAGGCUUCUCCCCCACUGCCCGGGGCGCUGGGCCUGCUUCGGCAUGUGCCGCCCCCCCCACCCCCGAAGAACCCGGCCCGGCUGAUGGCACUGGCGCUGGCGGAGAGCGCACACCGGGCCACCCGGCAGCAGCAGGGGGUGUCACACAGGGAGCAGCGUGCCCAGUUCCGGCGCUCCCUGUCCCUGGAAGGUGGCAGGGAAGGGGCAGCAGCGGGGCCGGGAACCCUGUACUCUGUGGUGCGCCCUGGCCCUGCUGCCCAGCUCCCUGGUCCCUCUCUGCAGCGCCAGGAGAGUGAGGGGGAACCCCGGGGCCAGCACCAGGAGCGGGCAGGGGGCCCCCAGGUCCCAUUGGUCCAAGCCCCUGCCCCGGGUGAAGAGGGGGGCAGGGCCAGCUCAGCAGCCCCUCCCCGUUACAGCAAAGGCCCCCCCGCCACCCACCACUGGGACCCCCCACGCCACCUGCCCUGCCAGACCCAGCCGCUGCCCUUCCCCCAAGUACUGGCCCCUGGCCCCCGCCACCCGCUGGCCCCGCCCAAGCCCCCAGCCCCCCUGCACUUCCAUCCCCCACCCGCGGCCUGUCUCAGCGUCACCCCCCCGUGGAUGGGCCCCCCCUCCGCCGCCCCUCCGUACCCUGCGGAGCCGCAGCUGCACCAGCGCCCACGCUUCCUGGCUCCCCACCCCCCCAGCGCUGCCCACCCCCCCCAGCGCCCACUACUGGAGCCCGCAGCCGAGAACCUGUACUACGAGAUCGUCCCAGAGCCGCCCGUCCACCGGCCCUGGCCUCUGGGCCCCCCGCAACCCCCAGCGCCCCCCGAGUACCUGGCCGCCCUCAACGCCUCCUACGGAGUCUUCCAGCGGCCCAGGCCUGGCCCCUCAGCCCCCACGCCACCCCUCUGGGCCGUCUUUGAGGAUGGGCGCGUCCACUACGAGCCACCAGAGCCCGUCUACGUCAACGUCCCCUUUGCUGGUCCUGCGGGAGGGCCAGAGGCCGGGGGGCUCUGCCGUGGCAGGGCCAGCCCCCCUUCGUCCUCAUCCUCUGCCUCGGCCUCCCCUCCGCUGGAGGGCGGGCACCUGCGCAGCCGCUCUGACCCUGGCGCUGCCCGCGCCGCCCUGCGCCGCCCCCCGGUGCCGGCCCUGCCACAGAAGCAGAGGCAGGGCCUGCGGGCGGCACCAGGCUGGGCCUACAGGCCCCCGCCGGUGCCUGGACUUUACCGCCAGCUGCUAGACGUGCUGCCCUGCGGCAGCACCAUGCUUCGGUUCUACCGCCCUGCGCCACCUGGCUGGGAGCCAGCCGCCGGCUGCACCACCCCCUUCACUGCCUACGCUGAGCCCUCACCCCGGCCUCCUGCCCUCCUUAGCCCCAGCCUGAUGGACGGUUACCGGCUGGGGCCCUGCCCCCCCUACUCCAAGCGCCUGCCCCCCCAGUACGGCAAUGUGGAGAGGAAGGAGGGGCCCCCCCCGCCACCCACGUGCCUGGCUCCCAACUGGACGGUGCGCUCUGAGGGGCAGACUCGGAGCUACUGCUGAAGGGGGGCCCAGGCUGGACCACGAGGCUGGAGGACCUGUGUUGAGCCCCCUCCAGGUGCUGACACACCCCCGCCUCCCCCGGGUGGAGGAUCUGAGCAUUGGCUGGGGUCCAUUGCUGAGACAGUCAGGCUGUGACAUCACAGGAGGCCCCAAUGACAUCACAAGGUCUGUAUGACACGCCUGAGCUGCUGCAGGACUGGAGUGACAUCACAAUGGGCUCAUCAAUGGCAGGAGGAUGGGCACUGUGACAUCACAAUGAGGCCACCAGUGGCAACACGACUGGUACAGUGACAUCACAACAGGCCAUCAAUGGUGUUGGGAUGAACACCUGAUGUGAUGGCAGCCCAAUUGCAUCACUGCUCCCCCAUGAUGUAACAGCUGUUCUCCAGUGACAUCACCACAUCCCGUAUGAUCUCACCAGGCUGCCGUUGCCAUCACACCCAGUAUGACAUCAUUGCCCUCCUUGACUAGGCCUCCACCUGCUGAGGCUCAGCGACCGCAUCAGUGUGACAUAGGGAGGGGGCAGUGGUGACAUCACCAGAACCAUGAUUGACGUCACUACCUGACUCCACACCCCCCGGGGGGCCAGUGUGGGGCAUCAAACUAUCAGGGUCUUGCCCCAUUGCCAGCCCUGGUAAUAGGGGGACCCUCCCUGUCCCCCUGUGUGUAGGGGGGAGGAGGGCUUUUCUAUAAAGCUGAGCAAGAUUUCUAACGUUUUAACCUUUUAUUAACCCAAUUAAAACACCCCUGCCCUGAGAUGGGAUCCCCCAGGGAGAGGGGGGGUGCCAAGGGUAGUGGUGGGAGGCUAAAGGAAAAAAAUCCCUCCCCAGCCUACCUGUCUGACCUCCCUGGUCAGCAUAGGCUGAGGUGGGGGCAUACAUACAACCCCCACUCCCGCAGAGUAUCUGCCUAGAUCUAGGGGUGUGGGGGGUGCCUACUGCCCCCUGCUGGAGGCGCUGAGCCCUGCUCAGGGGGCUUGAUGGUGGGUGCUUGGUUGUGUUCGUGGCUGUGGGUGUAGUUUUCUGGUUGUGGCAGUACUGCAGGGGGUGUGGGGGGGUAUGUUAUGGGGUAGCAGAAGGAACCGGGGGCACCCCCUGGCCCACCCAGUGGCUGAAAGCAGCGAUUGCUGGGGGAGGGUGGUGUCUGGCUGAUUUUAUUGCACUAACUCCCACUGUGACUUUGGGGGAUCCCCUGGGAGUUAUGACCUUUGACCUCCCCAUACCCUGUAACCCCCCCCAACCCCAUGAUAAAGGGGCAGUGCUGGGCCCAGUGUGGGUGGGGUUACUCUGGGAGUGCUGACCUCCACCAACACCCCAAUCCUAUAAACCCCGCCCCCCUCCCAGCCAAAGUCCCACCGAUAGUGGGGGGGCUAAUCCUGGUUCACCUAAUUCAGCCCCAUCCCCACUGCAGGGCCCUGGGGUGCUGACUGACGUGGGCGGGGGGGGGCAGGGUGCUGCUGUGACUGUUCCCCUGGUGAGUGUAUUUGUUGAAGAUCCUCCCCUCCCCCCAUUCUGUACUAAAUGGUUUCAACCAACCCCAUUAACUAAUAAAGACCAAAAAAAAACCCCA